Gaeumannomyces tritici R3-111a-1 is the source of this 1510-nucleotide messenger RNA. RefSeq lists its product as hypothetical. The record is from RefSeq and is a predicted model, not a curated record. Lineage: Eukaryota; Fungi; Ascomycota; Sordariomycetes; Magnaporthales; Magnaporthaceae. The coding region runs from base 237 to 1283 and encodes 348 amino acids. The transcript has a single exon.
CCCGGCCGGCCAACGAGGCCAACGAGGCCGCCCUCGCUGCCACCGCCCUCGCCACCACCGCCCUCGCCCUGCCGGCCCGGCCGGCCAACGAGGCCAACGAGGCCACCCUCGCGUUGUUUACCGGCGACGCUCCUGCGGCACCGGGUGGCACCAAGCGGAAGCGUGCCCCGGCCGGCACGAUCCCAAACAAACGAACCCCGCGGUUCACGUGGAACACGGAAAAAACCGCGGCCGUUAUGGAGUGGUUUCUUGUGGCCAAAAACGAAGGGCUUCUUGCCGUGCAAAAGAAGCCAAAUCUGACGUUGGCGUGGCAGCGGGUGCUCGAUCUGGCGCGGGCGGCGUGGGGGGAGGAAGCGGCGCACUUGACGGAGGUCAAGGUUGCUGACAAGUACCAGACCGAGAGGAAAAGGUACUUGGCUUGGGCGAAGUAUACUAGCUAUUCUGGAGUAUCUUGUGAUCCAGAGACUGGCACCGUUGAGGGCGUUGACGUUAGCGACGAGGCGUGGCAGAUCUUUGCCGAGAGGGUCAAAGGCACGGCGGUAACGUGGAUCUCUUUGGGCCUGCCGCUAGGGAAAGUGAGCACUUACCGCUCGCUUUGGGCAAUAGAUACUGCCAAAGGCGAUCAUAUCCAGGUGCCAGCCGCCGCCGUUGCAAUACCUCCGGCGCCCGGGCUUGACGUUUUUGGAGACGGAAUGCCGCCUCCUUCCAACCCGCCUCGUGCUUUUUCGCCUGCUUCUCGGUUGGCGGUAAUUGGCGGGGAAGAAGGAACGGAGGAAGAGGUGGAGGUGGAGGAGGCUAGACCGCGAAGAGAGACGGCAGAAGUAAGGCGGCGGAGGGAAACUGAUCCGGAUUUGACGGCAUUGUCAGAUGGCGAUAGUUGGGAGUUGGUGAACGUGCAGAGAGGGCGUUCACGGGCGCCUUCGAGGAGAUUCCCGCCCUCGCCGUUACCUUCGUCGCCUACUGGGCCAUCGCCCUCGCCGUCGGGAUCUAGAGCUUCAACUUACAGCGGAUCUGUUGAUUCCUCGAGCGCCGACGUUAGUAACGCUGCCGUUGCCACCGUUGCCACCGGGUUAUCGAGUAUCGCCGCCGCCAUAACCUCUGCCAAUCAGGCCAACGCACUUACCGAGGCGGCCACCGACCUGCGGCAACGGUAUCAAGGCACGCGCCCGUUAUCCGCGAUCCUUACGGCGGUGAAAAAGCUCGGCGAGGGCAAUAACGUGGCUCUUUGGAACUCCAUGGAUGCCGAGUUGAAGGAUCUUUUUAUGGAUGACUUGAGCGGUUGAGGGUGGCUGAGGUUGUAAGAGGGCAGAUCGAGGGCGGGCGAAGGCGGGCGGGCUGGCAAAAAGUCACUUGUAAUCUUGAAUUGCCUCAAAAAUUUGGAUUCCCACUAUAAUUUAGCCCGCACCUCAAAUAAUUACCUAUUCUUACGAUCUGCCGCGACUUCUAUCUGUUCCCCAGUCACUCUCUCGUACUGCCUCGCAAUCAACACUGCGGCAAUAUACCGGAUAUC